AAUUACCCGUUCUCGAUGUAGAGGCCGGCGUGAGCUCUCUAACGAAUAUGCCUCCUUGGAUUUUGGAAAGUGCAAAGUGCAAGUAAGGCAGGCACCAUGGCCUAUGCCCAGAACGGUACCGCGAUCCCGGACGAAAUUUCUCUGUCAGCCGUCCGGGAAAUCGUCGUUCAGGAUGCGAUCUCCAACCUGAAUCGUCUGAACGAGCAAAUGAUGAAGAGCAGAGACGUCCCGAUAUGGUUCCUGGAAGACUACGAACAUUUCGCGAUGAUUCUGGAAGAUUUUCAAGAGCCGGAGUUCGACAUGGUCGACGCAAUGGGCUCUCCGACCGGGAACACCAGCCCGGACGAGACGGGAUCGAGAAACGGAGACGCGACACGGUCCCCGAUGCGGAGCGUAGUUCGGAUACAGCUACCGAAUGAACAGCACACUACAAUUCAGGUGCGAACCGGUCAGACCGUUAUGGAGGCGCUCGCAAAAGCGAUGAAGAGACGGAAACUCAGCCCUGAGAUGUGCGUCGUGUACAAGGAAGCCUCCGGCGAGAUGAUCGAGUGGAACACGGACAUGGGCGAACUCGAAGGCGACACAGAGAUCUAUGUGAAGAUCCGCGACAAGUAUCCGAUCGCGACUUCGAUCUCGCACAAUUACGUUCGGAAAACGUUUUUCUCGUUGGUGUUCUGUGAAUGUUGCCGCAAGUUAUUGUUUCACGGUUUCCGAUGCCAAACUUGUGGUUAUCGAUUCCAUCCCCGAUGUGCAGACGCCGUUCCCGCCUUGUGUCAACCGCUGGGAGUGGAGCAACAAUACUUGAAGCAUUUGUUGGCGUUGAACGAUGGUCUCGAACCAGCUCCGAGCUCCUAUAUCCCGUUCAUAGAAGAAUGCAACCUACAGCGGGCAGCGAACUCGAAUCGGAGUGCUUCCGGAAGCAAUCUCGCGGGCCAACUGGAACGAUCGACAUCGGUGCCAAACGUCUCGUACAACGCAGUGAAUCAAGAGUUCCCUGAUUUCCCUCGAUUCAAACAGCUCCACUCGUCUCCAGCACCGGGUCUAGCCCCUCCGAGGUCCAGCCAGAUUUCUUCAUCGCCCACGCGGACCCAGAGUGCGCAGGGCUCACCGACGUCAUCGCACAAAAUUCCUAGACCGAGGGCUCGUUCGGCCGAUGAGUCGUCCAAGAAAUCUGUCAAUCAGAAAGCAACGAGGGAAUCGAAUGAAGACUGGGAGAUACUGCCGGAAGAGAUACUGACUGGGCCCAGAAUUGGGUCGGGCUCCUUCGGAACGGUAUACCGUGGCCAUUGGCACGGUCAUGUGGCCCUGAAGAAGCUGAACGUAACCGAUCCGACGCCAGCACAGCUUCAGGCGUUCAAGAACGAAGUGUCCGUACUGCGGAAAACGAGACACAUGUGCAUCAUUCUCUUCAUGGGCUGCGUUUCCAAUCCCCAUCUGACGAUCGUCACGCAGUGGUGCGAGGGCUCCUCUCUCUACAAACAUCUCCACAUCGUAGAAACCCGAUUCGAAUUGCAGCACAUCAUCGACAUCGCCCGGCAGACCUCGCAGGGUAUGGAUUAUCUCCACGCAAAAAACAUCAUUCACCGGGAUCUCAAGAGUAACAAUAUUUUCCUACACGACGAUUUAACGGUCAAAAUCGGAGACUUCGGACUGGCGACCGUGAAAGCCCGGUGGAGUGGUUCCACGCCGUUCUCCCAACCUACAGGCUCUAUACUGUGGAUGGCUCCCGAAGUGAUCCACAUGAAGGAUCCGAACCCAUAUUCAUAUCAGAGUGACGUUUACGCUUUUGGCAUCGUACUUUACGAGUUGGAAACUCAAUCUCUGCCGUACAGCAAUGUGAACAACAAAGACCAAAUUCUCUUCAUGGUCGGCAAAGGCUUUCUCAAGCCCGACAUGAGCAAAGUGAGAAGAGACGCGCCAAAAGCUUUACUACGGCUCACCGAAGACUGCAUCAAAUACAAGCGGGAAGAUCGGCCUUUAUUCAGACAGAUUCUCGCAUCUCUCGAGUCCCUGAAAAGGUCGCUGCCGAAAAUUCAUCGGUCCACAUCAGAACCUACUCUCAAUCGGACUCAUCUGCACAGUGAGGAAAUGCAAUUCACCUGUGCAUCACCGAAGACGCCGUCGCAAUUCGGGAGCCCCGCUUAUUCGUUUUUUUCGAAUACGGGUAAUUUCUGAAUGCUGCUGCUGUCAGCAAAAUGGUGGACAGCGUUGUUAUGGAUAUUUGUUAUUUCUUGAUUUUCAGCCGCUCGGGUGCGUAGUCUCGCUCCGCGUACGGAAGCGUGCGCAGAAGGACAGACGUAAAUCUAUGUGCUCAGAGGGUGUGGGUAUUGGGCGAAUCAUCUUCCGAUAGCACCAUCUCGGCUGGGUCUCUAUGUAUAGAAUGGCUGUACAAAGCAACCAGGAAAGGAAUCAGAUCAACGCUCUUGUUGAUUCCUCGAGUACGGAAGUAAAUAUCGGAAACUAAUUUGUGAAUUGUGGAGAAUCGAUCAGAUCAAUGUCGCCUCACGCUUGUUCGCGACAUAUUGUACAAAGAAGAGAACGAUGAUCAAAAUUUGUUCCGAAGAUAAUGAUUGAAAAGUGAGAAUUAUAAGGAUAAUAA
Messenger RNA from Galendromus occidentalis (western predatory mite), 2599 nucleotides. Its product is annotated as raf homolog serine/threonine-protein kinase Raf. Gene Ontology annotation, molecular function: ATP binding; MAP kinase kinase kinase activity. Gene Ontology annotation, biological process: protein phosphorylation; MAPK cascade. The record is from RefSeq and is a predicted model, not a curated record. NCBI's taxonomy places the organism in Eukaryota, Metazoa, Arthropoda, Arachnida, Mesostigmata, Phytoseiidae. The transcript is spliced from 6 exons. The coding region runs from base 97 to 2175 and encodes 692 amino acids.